Molecule: messenger RNA, 4686 nt
Organism: Carassius auratus (goldfish)
Lineage: Eukaryota; Metazoa; Chordata; Actinopteri; Cypriniformes; Cyprinidae
Product: fibroblast growth factor receptor 2-like
Exons: 18
Coding region: 502-3021 (839 amino acids)
Biological process (GO): protein phosphorylation; positive regulation of cell population proliferation; fibroblast growth factor receptor signaling pathway
Cellular component (GO): signaling receptor complex; plasma membrane
Molecular function (GO): fibroblast growth factor receptor activity; ATP binding; fibroblast growth factor binding
Source: RefSeq, a predicted model, not a curated record
GAGAGAAAAAAUCUGUGUAAACCUGACAAAGCGUCUGAGAACAGCCAGUAUCCUCAGAGACUGCGCUCAUGUCACUGGAUGUGUAUUUUGGGAUGGAUGUUUUAUUCGCUGUUUGUUGCAAUGUCUCAUCUCGUGUAGCUGAAGGCUGCUGCGCGUCUGCACGAGCCGUUUGGUGAAUGAUCAGCUACUUUACGGACGAAAAAAAGUUUCUGGGACGCGUAUUUUUUUUUUUUUCGUUUUCUGGAAGGAUUUACCCAAACACGCACGGAUGCUAUCGGUGGCUCGCUAUUGGUAUGCGAUCCUGUCGUUAGUGCCCUGUUGGAUUUGGGAAUAGGGAAUAGUUUUGGUCGCAUUCCUGACUGGAUUCGGCCCAUGAGCUCUCUGUUUAUAUGCGGAUCCUGAACUUCACCAUCAGCUCCUUCUCUCCCAAGUGAUUGGUGGGAAUUCCAGUGAGUGACCGACCUUACAGCCUGCAGUUCAUGGUUGGGUGGAGCCCCUCAGAUGGGAUCCGUGUCCAGGGGGAGGCCGAGGAGGGGGGGAUGGGGAGACACGCCCACUGUUGACGGGAUGUCCACCUGGGGGUGGCUUCUGGGUGCGCUCCUGCUUUUGACCCUGGCAACAGUGUCCGUGGCAAGGCCGUCGUCAAAGAUUGCUGAAAAAGUGGAGACUGCGAGUCAACGUGAAGAGCCUCCAACCAAAAACCAAAACUCUAAGCCCACCCUGUGCUCGGUGCACCCGGGUGAACUGCUCAAGCUCAACUGCCCGCUGCCCGAGGCGGCCGCCAUCGUCUGGACCAAAGACGGCUCCUCACUGGGCCCUGACAACCGCACGCUCAUAGAUCAAGAGUGGUUACAGAUCCGCGACGCCACCCCUAAGGACUCGGGCCUGUAUGCGUGCAGUGCCGCGGGCUCCCGGGCCAGCGACACACUUUGCUUCAUCGUAAACGUUACAGAUGCCAUUUCAUCCGGUGAUGAUGAGGACGACACGGAGCGAUCGGAAGAUGUCGGGGUGGACGGCGAGCAAAUGCUGGUGCCAUAUUGGACCUCGCCGGAUAAGAUGGAGAAGAAGCUGCACGCCGUCCCCGCGGCCAACACUGUGAAGUUUCGGUGCGCGGCGGCAGGAAAUCCUAAGCCUGAAAUGCGCUGGCUAAAAAACGGAAAACCCUUCAAACAGGAUGAUCGCAUGGGCGGUUACAAGCUCCGACUCCAGCACUGGACUCUAAUCAUGGAGAGCGUGGUCCCCUCUGAUAAAGGAAACUACACCUGCGUGGUGGAGAACGCUUACGGAUCCAUCAAUCACACCUACACGCUGGAUGUAGUAGAACGCUCUCCUCACCGGCCCAUUCUUCAGGCAGGCCUUCCAGCCAACGUCACUGUGCAAGUCGGAGAAGACGCUAAGUUCAUCUGCAAAGUUUACAGUGACGCUCAACCUCACAUCCAGUGGCUGCAGCACAUUAUGAAGAACGGCAGCCGUUACGGUCCUGAUGGACUCCCCUACGUCCGGGUGUUGAAGCGUUCGGGCAUAAACAGCUCGGACGUGGAAGUGCUUGUGCUCACCAACGUCACGGAAGAGGACUCUGGUGAAUACACUUGCCAAGUGUCCAAUUAUAUCGGUCAGGUCAGCCAGUCCGGUUGGCUCACUGUCCUACCAGCUGAGCCAGAUGCCAUCGAGCCGGACUAUCCUCCAGACUAUGUGGAGAUCGCCAUCUACUGCAUAGGUGUCUUUCUCAUCGCCUGUAUGGUGGUGAUCGUGGUGGUUUGUCGAAUGAGGACGUCGGCUAAGAAGCCUGAUUUCGGGAGUCAGCCGGCAGUGCACAAGCUGACCAAACAGAUCCCUCUGCGCCGCCAGGUAACAGUGUCGUCUGACUCCAGCUCCUCCAUGAGCUCUAGCACACCAUUGGUCAGGAUCACCACUCGCCGUAGCUCCGCCCACGACGACCCCAUCCCAGAGUACGACCUCCCUGAGGACCCUCGCUGGGAGUUCUCCAGAGACAAGUUAACUCUGGGUAAACCUCUUGGCGAGGGCUGCUUUGGGCAGGUUGUGAUGGCUGAAGCUCUGGGCAUCGACAAAGACAAACCUAAAGAGGCCGUGACGGUGGCUGUCAAGAUGCUGAAAGAUGAUGCAACAGAGAAAGAUCUUUCUGACCUGGUGUCAGAGAUGGAGAUGAUGAAGAUGAUUGGCCGGCACAAGAACAUCAUCAAUCUGUUGGGAGCGUGCACACAGGACGGUCCGUUAUAUGUCAUAGUAGAGUAUGCAUCGAAGGGAAACCUUCGGGAGUAUUUAAGGGCCCGGCGGCCCCCAGGAAUGGAGUACUCAUACGAUAUUGCCCGAGUUUCAGAUGAGCCUCUCACCUUCAAAGAUCUGGUGUCCUGCACUUAUCAAGUAGCUCGAGGCAUGGAGUAUUUAGCCUCACAGAAGUGUAUACACAGGGAUCUGGCUGCCAGGAAUGUGUUGGUCACGGAAAGCAACUUUAUGAAGAUUGCAGACUUCGGCCUGGCCAGAGACGUCCACAACAUAGAUUACUAUAAAAAGACCACAAAUGGUCGUCUGCCGGUGAAAUGGAUGGCUCCAGAGGCACUGUUCGACCGAGUCUAUACGCACCAGAGCGAUGUCUGGUCGUUCGGGGUUUUAAUGUGGGAGAUCUUCACGCUCGGUGGUUCUCCGUAUCCAGGAAUACCUGUCGAGGAGCUCUUUAAGCUACUAAAAGAGGGUCAUCGCAUGGACAAGCCUGCUAACUGCACCAACGAAUUGUACAUGAUGAUGAAGGACUGCUGGCAUGCGAUCUCUUCCCACAGGCCCACAUUCAAACAGUUGGUCGAGGACUUGGACCGGAUUCUCACUUUGGCAACCAACGAGGAGUAUCUGGACCUGUGCGCCCCAGUGGAGCAGUAUUCUCCCAGCUUCCCCGACACACGCAGCUCCUGCUCCUCCGGAGACGAUUCGGUCUUCUCCCACGAGCCCUUAGCAGAUGAGCCCUGCCUUCCCAAGUACCAGCACAUCAACGGAGGCAUAAAAACAUGAGCCUCUUCAGCCUUCUCCAGACCCACCACAUCCAAGCUACGUUUGCAGUUCUCAACAAGACUGAGAGACUAUUACCCACAAUUCCCUUGUCCCCAUCCAGAACCGUAUGCUGCCUCUAGACUCCUUGCAAAGCUCCCGCUGGACUUUCGGAGCGUGCCAAAGGAGGCUGAGACGUCAGCAGUGCUGCUUUUCCGGAAAGAAACUGAAGUGUGUGAAGCGCUGGUGCCUUUUUUUGUGGAAACGCACACUUGCGCACACAGAAACAUGUGACCAAGCUCUUAAAAAGAGGAUGAGGACUGAAGAAAAGUGACUGCUUUUAAUGACCCACCUCUUGCUUUUUUUGUUUAUUUUGAUGAUUCUUUUCCAUUUGUGUUGGAAUUCUAUUACAUUCUUGCCAUCAUUCCAUUGCUUGGCAUUCCAGGAUUCUGUGUUCCCGAGAGAAAUGAACGAUGGAGCACCGAACUCUUAAGAGACAAAAAGGAGAAAAUAGGAUAUGAGUACAAUAAGGAAACAUACAACUAACAGAAGAAGAAGAAGUAGAAGAAAACAUAACACUGCCUCCAGUUGAUUUUUUUUAUUUUAAAUUUUUUAAAAUGCUCCGUUUUUACCAUGAUAACAUAGUUAUCAUACAAAAAUCCAGAGCAGUUAUCCUUAAUGGUUAAAAAAUUAAUAAUACAUGGUAUAUAGUGUUGGGUAUAUUUGUAAAUAUAUUCAAAAAUGUAAAAAUAUAUAUUAUAUAUUUACAAUGAAUUAUUUUUUGUAUGGACUUCCGAACAAUUCCUCCCUUUUCCCGCAGAGUGAGAAAGAGAUGUAGACACAUCUAGAUGUUUCUAUUACAUUCCCAGACUUACAUUCACACAUAUAUAGCAGGACUCGACAUUAAAAAAACCCAUGAAAUUGUUUGACAAGUUCAGUUUUCUUUUUUGUCUCUUUUCUUUGUCAUUUUUUUCGGGAAUGUAUUAGCGCUUAGAUGACCUCAAAACUAAAAAAACAUGAACUAAAAGCCACAAAACUCUCAGUUUUCAUGCAUAUGUUCCAGGCACAUUGAGCCGUGGUGCUGGUUCGGAUCCUGGUGCACAAAAUAUUUUGGAAAAGUUUAAUGUCGGGUCCUGCGCAACUCUCACUAGCUGACACAGUCACGUAUUGGCUUUCAGGGAAAGAGAUAGCGUGUUAAUUUAUUGACUUGUGUUAAAAAAAAUCAAAAGGAUCAAAAUAAUAAAGAGAUAAUAAUAUUAAUGAUGACCGUAGAAACAAUUAUGAUUCAUAAUGUUUAUUUUGUAAUUUAAAAUGACAUUUCAGUGGUACCAAGAUUAUUUGUAGCUGGUAUCAAAAGAUUUGCAUUUCUUACGUCUUUUUUAUAUAUAUAUAUACAAAUGUGAAUGGUAAGUUAAAAUGCAAAAAUAACAUACAUUUUUUAUAGUCAGCUAAUCCCUUUUCUCUAGUAGAGGAUGUCGUUUUAUCCAGCUGUUUUUCUCACACUGAAGUUUGCAUUUGAAUUUGAUGAAAUACUGGAAAAAAGGUUGCAGUAUAUUUUGCGCAGUUUUACCCACAUCAACUCGAAAGUAUUACGAAUCGCUCACGUGUUUUUCUUCCAGACAAAUGAGCUGAGGUUGUUCUCAACAAGUGUUCCUGACAGAUUUGUAAAAUUAAAGAUGAAAAAAAUGA